Messenger RNA from Penicillium pulvis, 2715 nucleotides. Its product is annotated as SH3 domain protein. Gene Ontology annotation, cellular component: nucleus. Gene Ontology annotation, biological process: protein ubiquitination; ubiquitin-dependent protein catabolic process; mitotic cell cycle checkpoint signaling. Bases 1 to 2715 code for a protein of 904 amino acids. NCBI's taxonomy places the organism in Eukaryota, Fungi, Ascomycota, Eurotiomycetes, Eurotiales, Aspergillaceae. The record is from RefSeq and is a predicted model, not a curated record. The transcript has 2 exons. Gene Ontology annotation, molecular function: metal ion binding; protein binding; ubiquitin-protein transferase activity.
AUGUCUCAGCAGGCGCCUGGUCUAGCAGACCUGGAGAAAGAGCUGGGGUGCUCGAUCUGCACGGAGCUCCUCUACCAGCCCCUCACUCUGCUCGACUGUUUACAUACCUACUGUGGCUCUUGUGUGAAAGAAUGGUUUACCGCACAAGGGUCGCGCGGACAAGCCCGCGGAUCCUCCCCAAAAUUUACCUGCCCUUCAUGUCGUGCUGAGGUGCGCGGUACCCGCCCAAAUGCUACCGUCACAACACUCCUGGAUAUGGUCUUGAUGGCCAAGCCAGAUCGUGGCAGGUCUGAAGAUGAGAAGAAAGAGAUCGCGGAACGAUAUAAGCCGGGCGACUCGGUCUUCCCACCGCAGCAAAUAGAAGCGGAAAGCUCAGAAGACGAGGAAGAUCAGCGACUUCUGGAGGAGGCUCGUGAUAUGAGUCUUCGCGAGAAUCGGCCACAUGUACGACGGGAAGAGCGCCGUGAAGAACGGCGCAGAACGCAACCAGAAAGCAGCCGAGCGAGGAACGACAAUACAGAGCACAGGCAUACAGAUGAUGGGAGGUCUCGACGGAGGCGAGAGGAAGAGGCGGAACGGCAGCGGCGCAUAGCUCGAGCUCAGGAUGACUCCGAGCAUACCAGGCGUGUUGAGCACCAGUCGAGCUUGCGAUCACUGCUCAGCCUGUCAUCUGAGACGGAGACAAUGCAAGAGGAGAUUCUGCGGCAAAUUGUUGAAGAGGGCCUGCUGAAUGGUAUCGACACUGAGAAUCUUGGCCCUGCACAAGAGGAGGAGAUCAGUGAGCGGAUUGCGGCUGUCCUUCGUCAGAGGCAAAUGCAACAAUCGAGUUCCCGGCCAGCACAACGGCGCAGGCAGUCACCCGAAGGCAACCACCGGUCGCAUGGGCGGUCAAAUUCAGCCCACAGAUCAGGGGAAAUAAGUACCACGUCUCGAGACCCCGGUGAAAGGCGGCCACCUAUAUCUAGACCGCAUCUACUUGGCUCAGCUGCAGCUCACCCGCCUCGAAAUCACCAACGAAGAAAUUCGGAUCAUACCAGUGGCACCCGGGGAACGUCACCUGUUCGAGUGAACCAAGCAUCAACUUCGGACGAGACUUUGCGACCUGCAGUUCGGUCUUCGAGCGAUAUGACAAGUGAGCGCCCUCGUAGUUCUCAUAACGGCAGACCAAGAGCAGAGUCAUCUUCCCAGCGGCCACGCCGAGGAAUGGAAACAGAACAACCCAUCCAUGAUGUAUGGACAGGAGCAGGGAGAGAACGAGCUUCCACCCGACAAACCAACAGCCAGUCCGCCACUGCCUCUCCUAUCUCUGCAGCGCCAUUGAGCUCAUCCCAUCCUUCAACCCCAGUCGUUUCUAAUAGGUCCGAUAGACGACAUAGGCCAGCAUCUUCACGGUCAAAUGCUCCUACGCCGUCAAAUACGCAAUUCGCUGAGCCUUCCCUAUCAUGCGAUCGAUGUGGGAAAGCAAACAUCCAAUACGACUUGCACAAGAGAUGCCUACAGUGCAAGGAUGGAAACUAUCGCCUUUGCUUACCAUGUUACCGCUCUGGUCGGGGCUGUCUUCAAUGGUACGGCUUCGGUUCAAGUGCGCAAUCGACAUUCGAACAAAUGCUGGCAUCAUCAAACGGCCAGCCAAUGCGCAUACGCGAAGGUGGCCAUGUACUCCACUCUUUCAAGUACCAGCGGCCUUCGGAUACUGCUCAGAUCACCACGAAUGGAGAGAUGCAAGUGACAAAUGAUAACCCGGCCCGCCGCCUGGAAGCUGGGCUAUUCUGCGACAUUUGUAUGUCUUGCACAAAUGAGUGCUACUGGAAGUGCAGCCAAUGUAACGAGGGAGAUUGGGGGUUCUGCAAUCGUUGUGUCAACCAAGGGCGAUGCUGUACUCAUCCCCUCCUGCCGAUCCGUCGUCUAGCUGGGACCCCAGCGCCGUCUUCUCCAUCGACACCGGUGGUUGCAGCGAACAGCCCACCCCCUAUGCAAACUACAGAAAGCUACAAAAUUCUCUCAUUUUCCACUAACUGUGACAUCUGCACCUAUCCAAUUCCAGCCUCGGUUUCGAGAUACCAUUGUCUACAAUGCAAUUCUGGUGACUAUGACGUUUGCACGAAUUGUUAUCUCAAGCUCGUGGUAACCUCAAAGAUUAGCAAGGAGAAUGGCCACGGUGGCUGGCGCCGGUGUGUGGCAGGUCACCGAAUGAUUGUCGUCGGUUUCGAAGACCAUCAAGAUGGCCAGAAACGGACCAUCACGAGGCAUCUAGUUGGCGGCCAUGCUCUUCAAGAUGAGCAUGUCAAUCGAUCACCCUCUUCAUCACCUGUCAUUACUUCCCCCGUCGCUUCUCCUGAGUUGGGUGUUGGGGAUUGGAGCUGGAAAGAGGGCCACGAUCGUCGCAAAAAGGCUUCUCGCGUGCGAGGCACUCUCGCUUCUUCCAUUAAUAAGACACAUACGUCAGAUGGGGAUCCUGCAUCUCCAAAUACAGGCACUCCUACCUCUCAGUACGCCCCUGCUUUCCGCCGCUUCCCACCCGAUGGAGGCGUUGGCCUCAUAGUCCACGCACUGUGGUCAUAUUAUCCCGAGGAAGAGGAUGAGCUUAUGUUUCCGCGUGGUGCUGAUAUCACAGAAGUUGAAAACGUCAAUGAUGACUGGUUCUGGGGCUGCUAUGCUGGCCGUACCGGACUCUUCCCUGGCUCUCGCGUUGCUCUUAUGGGAGAGAUUCGCUAA